Messenger RNA from Pyrgilauda ruficollis (rufous-necked snowfinch), 897 nucleotides. RefSeq names its product ryanodine receptor 1-like. The record is from RefSeq and is a predicted model, not a curated record. Gene Ontology annotation, biological process: calcium ion transport. Gene Ontology annotation, cellular component: smooth endoplasmic reticulum; sarcoplasmic reticulum membrane; sarcolemma. The annotation marks the transcript as partial. The transcript has a single exon. Lineage: Eukaryota; Metazoa; Chordata; Aves; Passeriformes; Passeridae. Gene Ontology annotation, molecular function: ryanodine-sensitive calcium-release channel activity.
CCCGCAGGGAACGUGGUGAACGGCACCAUCGCCCGGCAGAUGGUGGACAUGCUGGUGGAGUCCUCCAGCAACGUCACCAUGAUCCUCAAGUUCUUCGACAUGUUCCUGAAGCUGCGCGACAUCGUCUCGUCCGACGCCUUCCGCCACUUCGUCACCGACCCGCGCGGGCUCAUCUCCAAGAAGGACUUCCAGAAGGCCAUGGACAGCCAGAAGCAGUACGAGCCCGACGAGAUCCAGUUCCUGCUCUCCUGCUCCGAGGCCGACGAGAACGAGAUGAUCGACGUGGAGAGCUUCGCCCAGCGCUUCCAGGAGCCGGCGCGCGACAUCGGCUUCAACGUGGCCGUGCUGCUGACCAACCUGUCGGAGCACGUGCCGCACGACCAGCGCCUCAAGACCUUCCUGGAGCAGGCCGAGAGCAUCCUGGACUAUUUCCGGCCGUUCCUGGGCCGAAUCGAGAUCAUGGGGGCGGCGCGGCGCAUCGAGCGCAUCUACUUCGAGAUCAGCGGCGCCAACAAGGCGCAGUGGGAGAUGCCGCAGGUCAAGGAGUCCAAGCGCCAGUUCAUCUUCGACGUGGUCAACGAGGGCGGCGAGGCCGAGAAGAUGGAGCUCUUCGUCAACUUCUGCGAGGACACCAUCUUCGAGAUGCAGAUCGCCUCGCGCAUCUCCGAGGAGGAGGCGCCGCGCGACGAGGAGGAGGAGGAGGACGAGGACAGGGAGGAAGAGGAGCCGGCCGAGGCGCCGGCGCCGACGCUGCCGGGUUUCGGGGCGCUGCGGCGGCUGCUGGGGUCGCCCCAGACGUGGCGCCGCAGGAUCAGGAGGCUGCGCAAGAAGUCGGGGCGCGAGCUGGCGUGGGAGGCGGCCUGGGGGGGCCCGGGGGGGGUUUUGUGGGGGGGUUAG